Messenger RNA from Alternaria triticimaculans, 1803 nucleotides. RefSeq lists its product as uncharacterized. The record is from RefSeq and is a predicted model, not a curated record. Lineage: Eukaryota; Fungi; Ascomycota; Dothideomycetes; Pleosporales; Pleosporaceae. The transcript has 3 exons. Bases 1 to 1803 code for a protein of 600 amino acids.
AUGUCAUCGAACGCUAUCAUCGCGGGCUUAAAGCAAGGCAACUCCAUGGAAAUGGCCACGAUCGAGGAAGUGAAGGCGGGUAUGACCUCUGUUCUUGAUGGGAUGCUCAGGGAAUGCUUCAAUCGCAGCGAUGGGCUGAGCGAGCUGACUGAGAGGCUACAAUUAGAAGAUCCGAGCGCGACGGCGGCGAACAUCACGGCAGAGCAGCGCUUGCAUCUCAAGAAGGCCAUCAAAGACGCUAUCCGGAACUGCGAGGAGGCUAUUAGCGUCAAUGAUCGCAAAGAGGACAGGGAAAUCGAACAAGCGACAACAGCGUUCAAAGCUGAAAAAAAGAUGCUUAACAUUCUCCGCGAUUAUUCGAAAAGCCAUGCAAGAAUAUAUCAUAGGAAACGUGAUUGGAUGGACACCAUAUCUACGAGCGCCAGCUUCUACUCUUCGCUCAAAGAACAACUUUCGGAAGAAUCCGAACUCAUCUGCGACUUUGAAGAUGACUACGAAGACGCAAAAGCAGACUUCAAAGCUAGAGAGGCCGUCCAGUUUGAAGAGAUAGCGCAAAGAUAUCAGAAGGAGGAGGAUGCAUUCAAGAAGCAGAUCACGAGUUUGGAGCGCAUCGCCAUUAUCGCAAAUAUCGAUCUCAAAGCAACAAGCACAGACGAGACAGCGAACCCUUUCGGUGGACAUCUUGACGUUGCGCUUGACAGCUGUACUCAGGAACGUCCGCUGCUCUCCUUUGCAACCUCAUCCUUGAUCUUCAACGGUAAGGACUUUGUGAGGCUUUUGCCCAGGAUGUCCAAGAUGGGUUUGAUCAGUACAGUAAGUAACGCAUAUGGCUUACCAACAUUGACACACAUCUCUUGCAAGAGCGUCGCGUCUACUAUCGAGAUAUGCCCUCGCACCGCUGUUCAGAAAGACCGCAUACUAACAGAACAACAGAUUCGAAAGCGCAACCAAGAACGCAAAGACAAGAAGAAAGCAGUCCGUCAGACCGCACAGCGGAAUGAACAGCUCGAAGCCGACACCAACCAGUCACAUGUCGAACCCUUGACAUCUACCCCAACGCAGCACCUCCCCUUCACAGGCCCAACACGAUUCUUCUCCCUCCGCCGCAAACGCGGCGUAAGCAUCGGCAUGUCCACGUACGAGCAACUCCCAGACGGCGUAGAACCCGCACUCAUCGACCACUCCUGCCACCUAAUGCAACGUCCCAGCGGAGAAGAACUACCCCAUAAAUCCCCCUUCGCCACACCUCCACCCGCCGAUGCAGCCGCAGCCCCAAACCAAGACACCAGCCCUAAAACCUGGCUCAGCCGCGUAGGCGGCUCCCUCCGCCGCAAGCCAAGUGGCAUACGCUCAGCCUUCUCCUACACACUACCCCGGAACUGGAAGACCAACAACAACAACAACAACAACAGCACCAGUGUCAGCGCAAAAGCCCUCGCAGAAACAGCGCACGAGUACAAAAAGUCCCAAAUCCAACGUCUCGAUCCCAGCGCCAUCGACGCCGCCAACGACGACGGGCGUGGGAGAAGCCCCCUGCCUAACCACUGGCGCGAGCAAUCCAGUUCCUCGGUCUCACAGUCACGCGAUGGAGUUGUGAACAGGAUGAGCGAUACUACUAAUACUACCAUGGAAGGAAGUGAGAUGGGGGAUUGGAUUGAUCCAGAUGAAGAGAGGAGGGAGCAGGAGUUUGAGGACUGGAUAGUGCAUAAUAGAUUGUUUGUUGAGGGGGAGGGGCUUGAUGUGGCGAGUAGGCGGGUGUCGAGGGUGAGCGCGCUGUCGAAGAGGAGGUAUAGUGAUUAUUAG